This is a messenger RNA of Staurois parvus, 969 nucleotides long. The record is from the annotation of a GenBank genome assembly. Lineage: Eukaryota; Metazoa; Chordata; Amphibia; Anura; Ranidae.
AUGCGAGAGAGAAUAGAGUUCCUAAACGAAGCUUCGGUGAUGAAAGAAUUUAACUGCCAUCAUGUGGUCCGUCUGUUAGGUGUUGUUUCCCAAGGUCAGCCAACACUUGUCAUCAUGGAGUUAAUGACUCGUGGAGACCUCAAAAGUUACCUGAGAUCUCUAAGGCCAGAUGCCGAGAACAACCCUGGACAACCACCCCCCUCACUGAAAAAGAUGAUCCAGAUGGCGGGAGAGAUUGCUGAUGGGAUGGCAUACCUCAAUGCAAACAAAUUUGUUCACCGAGACCUUGCCGCCAGGAACUGUAUGGUUGCAGAAGACUUCACGGUGAAAAUUGGAGACUUCGGAAUGACCCGAGACAUCUACGAGACAGACUAUUAUCGUAAGGGAGGGAAAGGUCUCCUUCCGGUACGCUGGAUGUCUCCGGAGUCUCUCAAGGAUGGAGUCUUCACCAUUCACUCCGAUGUCUGGUCUUUUGGCGUUGUCUUAUGGGAGAUCGCCACGCUGGCAGAACAGCCAUACCAUGGCAUGUCCAAUGAACAGGUUCUCCGCUUUGUUAUGGAAGGCGGACUCCUGGAGAAGCCAGACAACUGUCCAGAUAUGCUGUUCGAGUUGAUGCGCAUGUGCUGGCAGUACAACCCUAAGAUGAGACCCUCGUUCCUGGAGAUAAUCAGCAGCAUUAAAGACGAGCUCGAUCCAAACUUUAGGGAGGUGUCCUUCUUCUACAGCGAAGAGAACAAACCGCCGGACACGGAAGAACUAGACCUGGAGGCAGAGAACAUGGAAAGCAUUCCAUUGGACCCAUCAUGUACCUUGCAGACAUCAGAACAUCAUGUGGGACACAAGGCAGAAAAUGGUCCUGGUGUAGUUGUCCUCAGGGCGAGCUUUGACGAGAGACAACCCUACGCGCAUAUGAAUGGGGGGCGCAAGAACGAGAGGGCGCUACCUCUGCCACAGUCCUCAGCCUGCUGA